Molecule: messenger RNA, 769 nt
Organism: Notodromas monacha
Lineage: Eukaryota; Metazoa; Arthropoda; Ostracoda; Podocopida; Cyprididae
Source: the annotation of a GenBank genome assembly
UCCACAGCUUGGCCUUUCGAAGUGCGCCGACACGAUGGUCGGCAUUCCGGGCAGGCUAAAGGGGAUCUCCGGGGGAGAAAUGAAACGCUUGGCGUUUGCCUGCGAGGUGUUGACGGACCCCCCACUGCUCUUCUGCGACGAACCAACUUCUGGCCUCGACAGUUUCAUGGCGCAAAACGUCGUGGGUGUCAUGAAGGCACUGGCUGAAAAGGGCAAAACGAUCGUGGCGACAAUUCAUCAACCCUCUUCUGAGUUGUAUGCCAUGUUUGACCGAUUGUUGCUCAUGGCUGAAGGAAGAACGGCGUAUCUCGGGGACGUGGACGGUGCUUUCGACUUCUUCAACAGACACGGAUACGCGUGUCCCCCGAAUUUCAACCCUGCGGAUUUCUUCAUCCACACAUUGGCCAUUGUUCCCGGCGACGAGGAGAAUUGCAGGAAACGCGUUUUCGAAUUGUGCGACGCCUUUGAGACUUCUGAGGACGGCCUGGCAAUCAAGGACUUGGCGAAUCGCGGGGGUGUCGAAGAGGGGUCGUCCAAGUUGCAGAGCAUCGACGACGAGGUCGUCAUGAAGACCGGGGUCUACAAGGCUGGAUGGUUUGCCCAACUCAACGCCGUUGUUUGGCGGUCCUUUGUCAGCAUAUCCCGGGAACCACUUAUCCUCAAAGUGCGGCUGUUCCAGACUGUGGUGUUUUGUCAAGAGCUGCCGAUAUUUCUGCGGGAGCACUUCAAUGGAAUGUACCGAGUGGAUGUUUACUUCCUCAGCAAAAUG